UCGCGGGCGUCCAGCGGAAGCUGCGGGAGAACCCCGCCCUCCUCAACGACAAGAGACCACGGCAUAACCCCAAUCCACGGAUGACCUGAAUUGAAUACACAAGAGUCAGACCUAAGAAACGAGAUCGAACACAUCGGAGACCUGAAUUGAAUCCACAUCGGAGACCUGAAUUGAAUCCUCGCAUGAUCUGCUCGUUUUCUGCCAGCAUUAUAAGCCCGUUUUCUGACUCCAUUGGUCGCUAACUUGAUCUCUAAAGCAGGUUGCCAUAACCUCGAGUCUGGGUGAGAUCCGCCGGCCACAGCUGAGGACGCGUGAAGAUAGAGGCGAUGUGCUGCAGAUUGGUGGCCACGUUCUGGAGCCGGAGGGGAACGGACACGCUCAGGCGACCGGGGGAAGAAGGCGGCGUCGGGGAUGGGGCUUGCUGGCCCGGCGGCGCGGGCUGCCACUUGAGAGGAAGUCAGGAAUUCAUGAAGCUCCCCCUCUCCUAUGAUCCGCACCCGGCGCCCUACCCGUCGUUGUACGAGUUCAACCAGAUGCUCUCGGUCCCCUCUGUCCACAGGGCUGGCGCCCCCGGUCCUCUGCUCCGCACCCAGAUCGAACGCCACUCGGCCACACAACAAAUUGCAGCUAAAGACUUGUGCGAAAAUCUUUUAUCUACUUCUAUGGAACUGCAAAUUGUUCAUCCGGACUGAACCGAAUCCAGUGGCAAAGAUAUACUGCAGAGCAGGUCUAAUCAACGGAGACUACUUCCAGUUGAUUGAGGAAAAUGAGGUGGUCUUUUUCAUUUGUCUUUGUUAGUAGUGAAUUGAAUAUAAAGCUACACUUAUAUAAACUGAAAUCCAAUUCGUUUGUAUUCUAACUUAUCUCUACUAUAUUAAAAAAAAUGGCUAGAGGUGGUGGGAUGGUUGGUACGUCCGUAGCAAUCCCGCCGUGUUAUCUCCGGCCAUCCAACUGCAGGCCGCGACCUGCAGUGACGUCGAGACCCUCCUCACGGCUGGGUAUUCGUUCCAUCCAACAGCUGUAUAGGUUGCCACAAUUGGUCGUUCGACUACAGCUUCAUCGCACACUACCUCUCCUCCUCGAACCUUAAUUGACUAUGCUUUCUGCUCU
This is a messenger RNA of Lolium rigidum, 1110 nucleotides long. RefSeq lists its product as uncharacterized. The transcript has 2 exons. The record is from RefSeq and is a predicted model, not a curated record. Lineage: Eukaryota; Viridiplantae; Streptophyta; Magnoliopsida; Poales; Poaceae. Bases 327 to 692 code for a protein of 121 amino acids.